This is a messenger RNA of Engraulis encrasicolus (European anchovy), 15309 nucleotides long. It is a transcript of the gene fat1a, whose product is annotated as FAT atypical cadherin 1a. The coding region runs from base 266 to 14221 and encodes 4651 amino acids. Gene Ontology annotation, cellular component: plasma membrane; catenin complex. Gene Ontology annotation, biological process: homophilic cell-cell adhesion. Gene Ontology annotation, molecular function: calcium ion binding; cadherin binding. The transcript has 29 exons. The record is from RefSeq and is a predicted model, not a curated record. Lineage: Eukaryota; Metazoa; Chordata; Actinopteri; Clupeiformes; Engraulidae.
UGAGGGAGCGCAAGCAGUUCGAAAAGUGGACAGUCUAUGGAGCGGAAUAAAAUGUAGCUUUUGGGGAUGUGCAUCAAAUGUGACUAAAGGGAAAUCCACGGAACACAUCGGAUUUAUUCAUGUAUGCGACUUAUAGCCUAUUGCGUUGUGCGAAAUGUUCGCAUACACUGUUUGUCGAAAUUUCUUUGCAUUCCUCUGAUUGGAACUUUGGUGCAGCUUCACUCAUUCGCUGAUCUGGUGGUUUGGCAACAAACACUCAGCCAACAUGGGGAUUCACUUGACUUCACUUCCCACCGUGCUUUUGCUCCUCUGCGGCUGCAUAGCAAACCAAAGGUUGGCAGAGUCGGCAUCGCCUUUUCAGUUCACCCAUUCUGUUUACAACGCCACCAUAUAUGAAAACUCAGCUGCUAAGACCUAUUUAGAAAGUCCUCUGAAAAUGGGCAUUUACAUCACAGACCCAGUCUGGGAAAUACGGUACAAGAUUGUUUCGGGAGAUAAUGAGAACUUGUUCAAAGCUGAGGAUUACAUGCUGGGGGACUUCAGCUUCUUGCGAAUAAGGACCAAAGGUGGGAGCAGUGCCAUUCUCAAUCGCGAGGUCAGAGACCACUACCUGCUGACCAUCAAGGCAGUGGAGAGGAACACCAAUGCCGAAGCCCGUGCUAGAGUCCGAGUCAAGGUGCUGGACACCAACGACUUGAGGCCUCUCUUCUCCCCCACCUCCUACAGCAUCUCCCUGCCUGAGAACACUGCUAUCAGGACCAGCGUGGCCAAGGUCACAGCUACUGACGCUGACAUCGGGACUAAUGGCGAGUACUAUUACAGCUUCAGGGAGUGGAAUGAAAUGUUUGCUGUGCACCCCACCAGUGGGGUCGUAACACUCACUGGAAAACUUGAUUAUACCGAAACAAAGUUGUACGAGCUGGAAAUCCUGGCUGUCGAUCGGGGCAUGAAGUUGUAUGGGAGCAGUGGCUUCAGCAGCAUGGCCAAGUUGACGAUAAGGGUAGAGCAGGCCAACGAGCAUGCCCCUGUCAUCACAGCUGUGACACUGGCUCCCUCCGAUGCAGACAAAGACCCAACCUAUGCCAUUGUUACUGUGGAUGACGGAGACCAGGGUGCCAAUGGUGAGAUUGCAUCCCUCAGUGUUGUGGCUGGGGAUCCCCUCCAGCAGUUCAAGGCAAUGCGGACUAGCCCUGGGAGCAAGGAGUACAAAAUCAAAGCGCUUAAGGAUGUAGACUGGGACAGUCAGCCUUUUGGAUACAACCUUACGCUGCAAGCCAAGGACAAAGGAAAUCCUCCCCAAUUUUCAUCUGCUAAAGUUAUUCAUGUCACAUCCCCACAGUUCAAAGUAGGCCCCCCUAAAUUUGAGAGGCCUGUUUACCGUGUCAACAUCAGUGAAUUUGCACCUGUCCACACACCAGUUGUCAUGGUCACAGCUGUGCCAAAAUACCCACAUGUGAGAUACACAUUCAAACAGAAGAUGGACAAAAAUCCCUUUGUCAUUAACCCAGAGUCUGGCCUUAUCACAACUUCUGGGCCCAUCCGUGCCGACUCUGCCUCAAAGUUUGAAUUGGAAGUCGUCACUAGUGACAAAAAUGCAGCCACUAAGGUCAUUAUUGAUGUUGUAGACGUCAACAAUAAUGCCCCAGAAUUCCAGCAGACUUCAUACAAGGCCAGUGUGGAUGAAAAUAUGCCCGUGGGUACGACUGUGCUAACUGUGAAGGCUAAUGAUUUAGACAGCGGUGAAAAUGGGUAUGUCACAUACAGCAUAGCCAAUGUAAAUCCUCAGCCAUUCGUCAUUGACUAUUUCUCAGGGGUGAUCAGCACCUCCGAGGAGCUUGAUUAUGAACUCAUGCCCCGCAUUUACAGUUUAAAGGUACGGGCCUCAGACUGGGGCUCCCCCUUUCGCCGUGAGGUGGAGACGCCGGUCACCAUCACCCUGAAUAAUCAAAAUGACAACAAACCCCUAUUUGAAAAUGUUGACUGUGACGUGACCAUGCCAAGAGACCAUGGUGUGGGUGAGCAGAUUACAACAGUGUCUGCCAUUGACGCUGACGAGCUUCAGUUAGUAAGGUACAGAAUUAAAGCAGGUAACGACUUGGAUCUGUUUGACUUGAACCCAAAUUCUGGCGUCCUCUCCCUGAGACAUCCUUUGACUGAUGGUGAGGCUGCCAAAAUAUCUUUUCAUAGGCUGAUGAUAAUUGCGAGUGACGGAGAGCACGAAACUCAGCCAAUGGUCAUGAACAUCACUGUCAUAACUUCCCAUAAGCCAGUCCAGGUCAAAUGUGUUGACACCGGUGUCGCCACAAUGCUGGCUGAGAAGCUGCUUCAAGGCAGCAAAAUUCAUAGUCAGGUGGAGGCUGAGGAAAACUUUUUAGACAUUCACUCAGUUAACCGUUUCGCUCCUCUGUUCACUGACUCUUUCCCCAGUGUAAUCGAGGUGAGAGAGGAUCUGCCAGUGGGGGCUAGAAUUGUGCAUCUCUCAGCAUCAGAUGCAGACAGUGGUUUCAAUGGAAAACUAGUGUAUGUUAUUUCAGGGGGUGAUUCUGAGAGUCGCUUUGUAGUAGAGAUGGACACAGGCUGGUUACAAGUGUACGAACCCCUUGACCGUGAAACUAAGGAUCACUACACUCUUAAUAUUACUGUGUAUGACCUAGGGAUACCCCAGAAAUCUUCAUCACGCCUCUUAGAUGUAAAGAUCCUUGACACAAAUGAUAAUGUUCCACAGUUCCUCAAAGACAGCUACUCUGUUGAAACCAGUGAGAGUACAGCCAUAGGGACCGAAAUCAUUCGCGUUGAGGCAAAAGACAAGGACCUUGGGGAUAAUGGUUUAGUGAGGUACUCAAUUUUGGCUGACACCAGUCAGUUUGCUAUUGAUGAAGAGACUGGUGUUGUGAGUGUGAAAAAGUCUUUGGAUCGUGAAACACAUCCAAGUUUUACCUUGCGCAUCGCAGCUCAUGACCAAGCCUCCAGUGAACCGCAGCUUGUGUCAACCGUGUUGCUCAGAAUAUUCCUGGAAGACGUCAAUGACAACCCACCAAAGUUUAUCCCACCUAACUAUCGGGUCAAGGUACGAGAGGAUCUUCCCAUUGGCACUGUGAUUAUGUGGCUGGAAGCCCAUGACCCUGAUCUGGGGCCCUCUGGUCAGGUACGAUACAGCCUGGUGGACAAUGGGGAAGGGAAAUUUGAAGUAGACAAACUCAGUGGUGCUGUUCGGAUUGUGCAGAACCUGGACUAUGAGAAGAAGCAGGUGUACAGCUUCACAGCAAGGGCUAAGGACAAAGGCAAACCGAUAUCACUAUCCUCUACCUGCCAUAUCGAAGUGGAGGUGGUAGAUGUGAAUGAAAAUCUUUACCGGCCUUGGUUCCCUUCGUUCGUGGAUAAAGGUUUUAUCAAAGAGGAUGCGCCUAUCGGUACUUCAGUGAUGAAAGUGUCUGCUCAGGAUGAAGAUAAAGGAAGAGACGGUGAACUGCGGUACUCCAUAAGGGAUGGCUCAGGCCUUGGGAUUUUUUCCAUCGAUGAAGACACUGGUGUUAUCCGGACUCAAGAGCUCCUUGAUCACGAGACCACGCCUCACUACUGGCUGACGGUGUAUGCCACUGACCAUGGUGUUGUCCCCCUGUCCUCAUUCGUCGAGGUGUAUGUGGAGGUGCAGGAUGUCAAUGACAAUGCGCCACAGACCUCAGAGCCGGUUUACUAUCCCACCGUGAUGGAGAACUCACCCAAAGAUGUCUCCAUCAUCCAGAUCGAAGCCUUUGACCCCGACACGCGCUCCAGCGACAAGCUGUCCUACCGCAUCACCAGUGGGAACCCGCAAGGCUUCUUUGCCAUCAACCCCAAGACAGGUCUGAUCAGCACUACCUCAAGAAAGCUGGACCGGGAACAGCAGAAUGAGCACAUUCUAGAGGUCACCGUGUCUGACCAAGGUAUUCCAGCAAAAUCUACAACGGUGCGUGUGGUCGUCCAGGUGUUGGAUGAGAAUGACAACAGGCCUCAGUUUUUGGAGAAGAUCUACAAGAUCAAGCUACCUGAGAGGGAUAAGCCAGAGAAGGAGAGGGCCCUAAGGAGAGACCCUGUCUAUCGCGUCAUCGCAUCUGACCGGGAUGACGGACCCAAUGCAGAGAUAUCCUACAGCAUUGAGGAAGGGGAUGAGCACGGGAAGUUCUUCAUCGAGCCCAAGACGGGCCUCGUGUCCUCCAAGAAGUUUUCCUCUGCAGGAGAAUACGACAUUCUUACGAUCAAAGCUGUGGACAAUGGCCGUCCCCAGAAGUCCUCCACCUGCCGCCUUCACAUUGAGUGGAUCCCCAAGCCAGAGCCGUCAGCCACCCCGCUGGCUUUCGAAGAUAACCCCUUUGUCUUCUCCAUCAUGGAGAGUGACCCUGUCGCUCACAUGGUCGGGGUCAUCGCCAUGGAGAAUCCAGAGACCACUGUCUGGUUUGAGAUAACAGGUGGGAACUACGACAGCCGAUUCGAUGUGGGCAAGGCGAGCGGGACCAUCAUUGUGGCCAGACCCCUCGACGCCGAGCAGAAAUCAAAUUACAACCUGACUGUGGAGGCAACAGAUGGAAACACAUCCAUCAGCACCCAGGUUUUGAUCCGAGUGAUUGACACCAAUAACCACAGGCCCCAGUUCUCGCAGUCCAGAUAUGAGGUGAGCAUACCUGAGGACACAGUACUGGACUCGGAGGUUCUGCAGAUCAGCGCCACUGACCUGGAUGAGAAGAACAAGCUGACCUAUACGCUCCUCAGCAGCACAGACCCCUUCAGCCUCCGCAAGUUCAGACUGGACCCAGGCACUGGGGUGCUGUACACAGCUGAGAGGCUGGACCACGAGACCAUGCGGACCCACACACUCACAGUAAUGGUUAGAGAUCAAGACAUCCCAGUGAUGCGCAACAUGGUGCGAGUCAUUGUCAAUGUGGAAGACACCAAUGACAAUGCCCCGUGGUUCUCGGGCACACCGUAUGUGGGUCGUGUUUUUGAAUCUGCGACCAUUGGUUCUGCAGUUUUCCAGAUAACCGCCUUGGAUAAGGACAAGGGCCAGAAUGCAGAGCUCACAUAUAGCAUCGAAUCAGGAAAUGUUGCUAAUUCAUUCGCCAUCGAUUCUGUCUUGGGGACCAUAACUGUGGCAAAGGAGCUGGAUCGAAACAGCCAGAGCCAAUUCCAGCUUCUGGUGAAAGCCUCCGACAAGGGAACACCAUCUCUGAGUGCCACAACAAGUGUUGACAUCACUGUGACAGUGUCGGACAAUGCCAGACCAAGGUUUACAGAGAAGGAGUACUCAGCAGAAGUCAGUGAAUUGGCCCAGCCAGGAACCUUUGUGCAUUUGGUGUCGGCCAGCAGUCAGUCAUCAGUUUUCUACCAGAUCAAAGACGGAAAUAUGAAUGGAGCUUUUGACAUCAACCCCAAUUCUGGAGUCGUGAUAAUCAAAAUGCCACUGGAUUAUGAAACCAUACCCUCCUACAAGCUCACCAUCCAGGGGACAAACAUGGCCGGACAGGCAAGCAAUACCACACUUCUUGUCCAUCUCAAGGAUGAGAAUGACAACGCACCUGUUUUCAUUCAGGAUGAGUUCAUUGGGACAGUUAGUGAGUCUGCACCAGUCAAUAGCGUGAUCCUGACCCGAGAUAACACUCCAUUAGUCAUCCGAGCUUUAGAUGCAGACCAGGAUGCCAGCUCCCGCCUAGUUUAUCAGAUAGUGGAACCAUUUGCUCAUAAUUACUUUGCUAUUGACUCAAGCACAGGAGCAAUAAGAACCACCACUGAGUUGGACUAUGAGCAGAGAAAUACCUUCCACUUUACUGUACAGGUUCAUGAUAUGGGUUUGCCCAGACAUUUUGCUGAAAAGGCUGCAAAUGUGACUAUUGAGGUAAUUGAUGUGAACGACUGCUCGCCAAAGUUUACUCAGGACCUGUAUGAGACCACUGUGUUAGUGCCAACUUAUAAAGGGGUUAAGGUGGCUGUGGUCACUGCCACAGAUGAUGAUUCAGGACCAAAUGCUAGACUAAUCUAUUCUAUCACAGAGGGCAACAUUGGAGACAAGUUCAAAAUGGACCCUGUAUCUGGAACUAUCUUCAUACAGAAUGUCACACAGCUGAGAAGCAGGUACGAGCUUAGAGUGAGAGUAUCUGAUGGUAGAUUUACCAACACCGUGCCAGUUAAGAUCAAUGUUAAAGAGAACAAAGAUAGCACUCUGAAACUCAAGCAGACAUCUUACAAGACCUCAGUGCAAGAGAACUCUUUAGAAAAGAAGACACUGGCUGUCAUUACAGCUGUUGGAAAUCAGGUCAAUGAACCUCUCUUCUUCACUAUACUCAACCCUGAUAAGAGGAUUGAAAUCAGCCGCACAUCUGGUGCUCUAUCAACCACAGGUGUACCUUUUGACAGAGAGGAGCAGGAUACCCAUGAUGUUGUUGUUGAGGUGACCAGGGAAGACUUAGAAGAUGUGGCUCACGUUCUGGUGACAAUAAGUGUGGAGGAUGUUAAUGAUAAUGCACCAAUGUUUGUCAACCUACCAUAUCAUGCUCUUGUUCAGAUGGAUGCUGAAGUCGACCAGGUCAUUCGACAAGUCACAGCCGUAGACGCUGACAUUGGUAGCAAUGCUGAGACCUUUUAUGAAUUACAGGAACAGAAUGACUACAUUCAGAUUAGCCCGACUGGGGAAAUCUCUGUGAGAAAACAGUUUGAGAAAGAACACCUGAACACUGAAUUCAUAAUAACUGUGCUGGCCAAAGAUGAGGGUGAGCCCUCCCUUACUUCGUCUGUCGAAGUGCCAAUAACAGUAGUGAACCAGGCCAUUCCACUCUUUGAAAAGCCCUUCUACAGCCUGGAAAUUCCCGAGAAUAUACAACUUCAUACUCCAGUUGUGCAUGUUCAGGCUAAUGAAUCAGAAGGCCCUCGCAUUGUAUACACAAUCUCUGAAGGAGAUCCCCUCAAUCAGUUCUCCAUCAAUUUCAACACUGGUGUCAUUCAGGUGACUGAACUACUUGACUUUGAAACACACCCUGCUUACAAGCUGAGUGUGACUGCUACAGACUCUCUCACUGGUGCCCAGUCCAGUGUGUUUGUUGAUAUUAUUCUUGAAGAUGUCAAUGACAAUGCCCCAGUGUUCCAAGAAAAGAACUAUGAAACUAGUCUGUCAGAAGCCUCAGUAAUCGGAACAUCAGUCAUGCAGGUGUCUGCCACAGAUGCAGAUACAGGGAACAAUAAAGUUAUAUUUUAUCAGAUUGUAGAAGACAAGAAAAAGAGUUCAGAUUACUUCACCAUUGACCGCGACAGUGGGGUCAUUUCAACUACCCGGACUCUUGAUCAUGAAGAAAUGGCCCAGCAUAAGUUGACCAUCAGAGCUGUGGACGGAGGAGUUCCUGCUCUUUCCAGCGAGGUUGUAGUGACAAUUCAUGUAACAGACCUGAAUGACAAUGCUCCAAUUUUCUCUCAAAGAGUUUACCAAGCCAGUGUGAGUGAACUAGCUCCUCGAGAACAUUUUGUCACCCAAGUGCAGGCCUCUGAUGCUGACAGCUCAGACACAGGAAAGUUAGAGUUUUCCAUUAUUUCUGGUAAUGAAGCACAAAACUUUGCCCUGGACAAAACCACUGGUGUAAUCAUUAUUUCUAACCACAGGAAACCACACAUGGAACCUGUGUACAACCUGAAUGUGUCAGUGUCUGAUGGUGUUUUUCGGAGCUGGGCCCUUGUUAAGGUGACAAUUAUUGGAGCCAAUUUCCAUAACCCAACCUUCCCACAAGUUGAUUAUGUUGUUGAACUGCUUGAGAAUACACCAGCUGGCACCCUUGUCACAGAGGUCGAGGCAAGUGAUGAUGAUUCAGGAACAUAUGGACAGCUGACCUAUCACAUCCUGAAUGACUUUGCUAGAGACAAGUUUUCUGUGAGUGACAAAGGGCAGAUUUUUACUUUGGACAGUUUGGACCGUGAGAAUCCUCUUGAGAGAGUCAUCCCAAUAUCUCUGAUGGCCAAAGAUGGAGGUGGAAAGGUGGGCUUCUGCACCAUUAAUGUGAUCCUCACAGAUGUCAAUGACAACACUCCACAGUUCAGAGCUGCAGAGUAUAGAGUGAAUGUGGCCUCAAACGUCUCAAGAGGAACCACAGUGAUAAAAACUAUGGCAUCCGACACAGAUGAAGGUAGUAAUGCUGACAUUACCUAUGCCAUAGAGGCAGAUUCAGAGAAUGUGCAGGAAAACUUUGAAAUGCAUCCACUCACUGGUGUCAUUGUAACUAAAGAAAGUCUCAUUGGAUUGGAGAAUGACCUUUUCACAUUUUAUGUGAGGGCAAAGGAUGCAGGAAACCCUUCAAAACAAUCUGUCGUCCCUGUCUAUGUCCGAAUUCUAGCUCCAGAAGUGCCAGUUCCAAAGUUUGUUGAGCCUCACUACAGAUUCGCCAUAGAUGAGGACCUGCCAAUUGGUUCAGAAAUUGAUGUCAUUCAGGCAGAAAGCGAACAGGCUGUCAUCUAUAACCUAGUGAAAGGGAACACUGUUGAAAGUAAUCUGGAUGAGAUCUUUACAAUCGACAGAGAUAGCGGGUCACUGAAAUUGGACAAAAGCUUGGAUCAUGAAACCACCAAAUGGUACCAGCUCACACUGCAAGCUCAGAGUAGCAAUGGAGUUGCAGAGGUUGUGGCCUCAGUGGACAUAAACAUCCAGGUGAAGGACGUCAAUGACAACCAGCCCCUGUUUGAGGCAAAUCCCUAUGAAGCCGUUGUGGUUGAGAACCUCCCUAGUGGCACGUCUGUGAUCCAAGUGAAAGCCACUGACCUCGAUUCCGGCAGUAAUGGCCAGGUAGUUUACAGCCUGGACCCAACCCAGGAGUCAGAGGACAUCACCGAAUUGUUUGCUGUCAACAGUGAGACAGGAUGGGUGACGACACUGACAGAACUGGAUCGGGAGCGGAAGAGCAAGUACAACGUGGCUAUCCUAGCUACCGACCGGGGAGACAAAGUGCAGCUUGUGGCCAGAACCAAUGUGGAGGUGAUGGUGGCCGAUGUGAAUGACAACCCACCACGGUUCACCGCCGAAAUCUACAAGGGCACCGUGAGUGAAGAUGAUCCACCACCCAGCGGGGUAAUUGCUAUCCUCAGCACUACGGACGCUGAUGCAGAGGCCAUCAACAAACAAGUCAACUACUUCAUUACAGGAGGGGAUCCCCUGGGACAGUUUGCCAUCGAGCAUAUCCAGAACGAGUGGAAGGUCUCUGUCAGGAAAGCACUGGAUCGUGAGGAGAGAGACAAUUACCUACUAAACAUCACUGCCACUGAUGGUACCUUUGUGGCCAAGGCUAUAGUAGAGGUCAAGGUGCUGGAUGCCAAUGACAAUAGCCCAGUGUGUGAGAAGUCCCGCUACACGGAGUCUGUGCCAGAGGAUGCAUCUCCAGGCAGGCUUAUUCUGCAGGUGUCUGCCACGGAUGCAGACAUCCGCUCCAACGCCCAGAUCGUCUAUGAGCUGCUGGGACCUGGAGCGCAGCACUUCGCUAUUGAUCCAGACACAGGUGAGCUGAAGACAUUGCAGCCCUUGGACAGAGAGGAAGUCGCUGUGCACAGAAUGAAAGUGCGAGCCCUGGACGGUGGCGGACGAUACUGCGAGGCUGACGUGGAGAUAGUCGUUGACGACGUGAACGACAAUGCUCCACAGUUCCUGUCCGACCCCUAUGCCAUCACUGUCUUCGAGAACACAGAAAUGCACACGAUUGUUGCUCGUCUGCAGGCGACCGAUGCUGACACGGGCUCCAAUGCGGACAUUGUCUUCUCCCUGGCUGACUCUGCCGAUGGCACCUUCUCUGUGGACGAGCGGAGCGGACUGCUACGCCUGGAACAACCGCUGGACCGGGAACUCCGUUCUGUCUACACGCUUCGGGCUCGUGCCACUGACAUGGGUUCACCGCGCCGCCUCUCCUCCCUCUGUGACGUCAGUGUGUCAGUGCUCGACAUCAACGAUGACCCGCCUGUCUUCGAGCGGCGUGAAUACGCUGCCACACUGGCCGAGGACGUGACCGUGGGUACGCAGGUCCUCCGCGUGCACGCCACCAGCCGCGAGAGGGAGGGAGCCAGCGAGAUUACCUACGGCAUCGUCAGCGGUAACGAACGCGGGGUCUUCCGUGUGGAGCCCUCUACAGGUGACAUCUUUGUGAUUGAGAGUCUGGACUAUGAGAUCGGGCAUGAAUUCUACCUGACAGUGGAGGCCACAGACGGAGGCACGCCGCCGCUGAGCGACAUGGCCACUGUCAACAUCAACCUGACCGACGUCAACGACAACAGUCCAGUCUUCAGCCAGGGUGUCUACUCCGCUGUGGUCAGUGAGGACUCUGAGCUUGGCAAGACUGUCAUGGCGGUCAUGGCGGAUGAUGCUGACGGACCAUCCUUCAACCAGGUGCGCUACUCCAUCAUUGACGGUAACCAGGGCAACCCAUUCUCCAUCGACGCGGUACGAGGAGAGGUGAAGGUGGCACGGCCGCUAGACCGAGAGAAGACGUCUGGGUACACUCUGACUGUCCUGGCGUUGGACAGCGGAAUCCCACCCAGAUCCAGCAGCGCUACGGUCAACGUGGACGUGUCCGAUGUGAACGACAAUCCACCCCUCUUUUCCCAGGCCAAUUACACACUCAUCAUCCAGGAAAACCGACCAGUUGGCACCAGUGUACUGCAAGUCACAGUGACAGAUCAUGACGCCACACACAACGGUCCCCCCUUCGCGUUCUCCAUUGUCAGUGGCAAUGACGACAGUGCCUUUCAGAUCAACCCUCAAGGGGAGCUGCUGACUGCCUCUGCGCUGAGCCGACAGGCCAGAGACAGCUACGUUCUGCAGAUACAGGUUUCAGACAGUGGUCGGCCGCAACUUCACUCCGCUACCCUUGUGAGCGUACGCGUUAUCGAGGAGAGCGUCCACCCUCCUGCCAUUCUUCCCCUGGACGUGUUUGUGACCACAGCCGGUGAGGAGUAUGCUGGCGGCGUCCUGGGCAGAGUCCACGCCACCGACCAGGACGUGUACGACACGCUGACCUACAGCCUGGCCCAGUCCCCUGACUCAGCCCUCUUCACCAUCUCCCCGACCGACGGCAAACUCGUAGCAGUCGGCGCUCUGGACGCGGGGCAAUACGCCCUCAACGUCACCGUGACUGACGGCCAGUUCAGCGCCACGGCUCGGGCCAGUGUGCACGUGCGUCCCGCCGAGCAGCGCGUGCUGGAAAACGCCAUCGGCGUGCGCUUCGCCUCCAUCGCCCCCGAGGAGUUCAUCAGCGACUACUGGCGUAACUUCCUGCGGUGGUUGCGGAACAUGGCCGGAGUGCGGCGCGGAGAGGUGCAGCUGGUGAGCCUGCAGCCGUCGUCUGAUGCCUCCGGAGACCUGGAGGUGCUCCUGGCGCUGGAGCGCUCUGGAAGCCCGUUUCAGCCAGAGGAGGUGGUGUUCCGCAAGCUCAACGCAUCGGCGUUCCAAAUGGAAGAAAGGAUUGGGGUGCGCAUUGUGCGUGUCAUCAAGAAGCUCUGUGCCGGCCUUCCUCCUGACUGCCCGCAGAGGUUCUGUCAGGAGACUGUCAGCCUGGAGCCUGCGGCCAUGACGACGUACAGCACUGCAAGGCUGAGCUUUGUCACUCCGCGGCACAAACGUCAGGCCACCUGCCAGUGUGAAGGAGGAAAGUGUCCUGUGGUGAUCAAGCAGUGUGGAGAGGGAGCUUGCGCUGACGGCAGUGAGUGCUUAUCAAGGGAUGAAGGCUCAUCUUGUGUGUGUGCAGAUGGCAGCAAAUGUUCAGUUUCCCCAGCAAGCUCAUCCCUGACGUUCAGUGGCAGUGGCUAUGCUCGCUACCGGCUGAUGGAGAACGAGAUCAAGGAAGAGAUGAAGCUGUCCCUGAGGCUCAGAACCUUCUCCAGUCACGCCACCAUCAUGUAUGCCAAAGGCACAGACUACAGCAUUCUGGAGAUUGUGAAUGGCCGUUUGCAGUACAAGUUCGACUGUGGAAGUGGGCCAGGCCUGGUCUCCGUGCACAGCACCCAAGUUAACGAUGGAGAAUGGCACAGCGUCACACUAGAGGUGGAAGGCAACUAUGCCAAACUGGUUCUGGACCGCGUACACGCCGCUUCUGGAACUGCCCCAGGCACACUGCGCACCCUCAACUUGGACACAAGCAUCUACUUUGGGGGCCACGUUCGCCAGCUAGGCACCAGGCAUGGACGCAGUUUGCCAGUGGUCAAUGGGCUCCGUGGCUGCCUGGGCGCACUGGAGUUGAAUGGCCAGGAGCUCCCGUUGCAUGUCAAUGGAAUGGCCCCUCAUGCUGUGCUGGAAGAUCUGGUGGAUGCAGCUCCUGGGUGUAGCUUGGCGGUGUUGGCUGAUGGAUGUUCCAGCAACCCCUGCAUCAAUGGAGGAACCUGUUCAUCCCUGCCCCAUGGAGGUUUCUUCUGCAAGUGCAUUGCUGCCUUCAUGGGUACUCACUGUGAGAUUGGUAUUAGCCCCUGUGCCUCCAACCCCUGCCUGUAUGGGGGAACCUGUAUCCCACAAGGAGAUGACUACUAUUGCCAGUGCCGUGGACAGUACUCUGGCCAGCGGUGCCAGCUUGGUCCAUAUUGCACUGACAAUCCUUGCAAGAACAGUGGCAAAUGCAUAGACAGCCUGGAUGGACCAGUGUGUGAGUGCGAGCCUGGUUUUCAAGGGGACAGGUGCCUGAGCGAUAUAGACGAAUGUGUGAAGAACCCUUGUGCCAAUGGAGGACAGUGCCAGAACACCUACGGCGCAUACAGCUGCAACUGUUCUCGCGGAUUCGGUGGCCGUCUUUGUGAGGACCCCAUAGAAGUUCGCAACGAGUUAAUUUCCACAUCAUGGAACAUAAGCUUGGAAGAGGUGAUUGGUAUCGGUGUGUUUGUAGCAGUCAUCUUCAUCCUGGUGCUACUCUUCGUCGGGAUACGAAAGCGUGCUUGUCACCGCAAGUCCAAAACAGGAAACGGUGACAAUGACAAGCGCCCAGGGAACUCGGCCCCACACACGUUCCGGCCAUACUUUGACUCAAAGCUGAACAAGAACAUCUACUCGGACAUUCCCCCACAGGUUCCUGUGCGGCCCAUCUCGUACACCCCCAGCAUACCCAGCGACUCACGCAAUAACCUGGACCGAAACUCUUUUGAAGGGUCUGCCAUCCCGGAGCACCCAGAGUUCAGCACUUUCAACCCUGACUCAGUGCACGGACACCGCAAGACUGUGGCUGUGUGUAGCGUAGCACCAAACUUGCCCCCACCACCACCAUCCAAUUCUGUCUCAGACAGUGACUCCAUUCAAAAGCCCAGUUGGGACUAUGACUAUGAUGCUAAAGUUGUAGACCUGGAUCCCUGCCUGACGAAGAAGCAAGUGGAGGAGAGUGCGUGUCAUCCUUACAACACAAGGGGGAGCAUGUCAGAGGUCCAGUCACUCAGCUCAUUCCAGUCUGAAUCCUGUGAUGACAAUGCCUCCAUAGUGACUGUAAUCCACCUUGUCAACUCUGCUGUUGACUCGGUGGAGCGAGCAGGCUACCACUGGGACACGUCUGAUUGGAUGCCCAGUGUCCAGCUCCCUGGGAUCCAGGAGUUCCCGCAGUAUGAGGUGGUAGAAUCGCCGCUAGCAACAACUGGGACAGGUCUGUACAGUGACCCCUCCGCCAUGGACACCGACUACUACCCUGGUGGUUAUGACAUUGAGAGUGACUUUCCCCCGCCACCCGACGACUUCCCCGCUCACGACGACCUGCCUCCGCCGCCUCCCCUCCCGUUGCUGCCGGCGCCCGACUACGGAGAGCCCUACGACACGCUCCAGACGCCAGGCGCCCCGAGGAGCCCACACUGCUCCCCGCGGGUGCGGCAGCGGCCGCCUCUGCCUCAGCUCUACAGCCUCAGCCAGUACCUGCCCCAGCACCACUACCCUUCUUCUGAUCAUCCCGACUCUCCUGGGGGCCUCGACGGCAACACCUUGGCGUCCAACACCUCCAACACCGCCACCAACAACACCACGGCCGCAGCCACAGGGACAGGCGGUAGUGGUGGCAGUGGCGGAGGUUACCGGGGGGCCUUCCCUAUGGGCUACGAGCCACCGGCACUGGACAACAUGUCACUGUCGCUCUACACGUCAACGGCGUCCUGCUCGGACAUGUCGGCGUGCUGCGAGGAGUCCGAGGCCAUGCUGAGCGACUACGAGAGCGGAGACGAAGCCGUGUUCGAGCGCCUCACUCUGCCCUCGCUGGACUCCCAGCAGCACACUGAAGUCUGACACUGGAUCCCAAAUACACUACAGCAACCAACAACACCACCACCACCACCACAACAACAACAACAGUAACAUACACACACAUCCAAAAAAAGAAGUGCCUCAACCCUUAACAUGAAACGUGUCAUGAAAAAAAGGUAUAAAUGCAGCGAUCCACCCACCUUCAAUGAGCACACUCUCUACACGGCACCACAGUGUACACACGCACACAAACAAACAAAAAUACACACAUCAGAUCUUACAACAUCUGAGGUGGGUGUAGAGACACGUUUAGCAUUGUGGCUAGGAUCUUUUUUCCAGUAGCAAGGAAACAUAGUUGCGUUGAUCUCUGAUGGCUGUCUAUUGAGAACUUUCCAGCCUGCUGAAAUCUCAUUUCAGUGGACUGAGCCUUUUGCUUUAAGUAACAGAUCGUACGAAAGAGGAACUCCUGUUGUGGCGAACAACUGAGGAAGACCGAAUGAUAAAGACAUGCAACACUAUGACAAUUAUGAGAUAUUCAAAAAGAUGAUAUCUGUAUUUGUAUAGGUAUAACCAUGCAAGCAGAUUUUUUUGGAUCCUCAUUUAUUUUUUAUGUAAAUUUAAAUGUACAGUUUUGAUUUCAAGGUUUUACUAGGUUUUGUAGAUAUUUUAUGCUUUUUAUUUCCAAAACAGAGAAGAAAAGCUCUAAAUGUUGUCAUUAUCAGCCUUACUGUAUCUUCAUUUCACAAACAAAACAGUUUAAAGACAGAGAGAGAUAGAAACAUACAAUAUCAUGUUCAAGUGUCGUUUUUCUGUGCAUUUCAAAAGUAAAGUUAAAAAGGGGUCGGUGGUGAACGACUGCAUAUUCUUGUGUUCUUUUUUUUAUUAACUGUUCAUUUUUGUUUGUAAAUUGCGCCUUUGAAACCUCUUUUACUUUUCCACCACGAAAACGGGACCCAAUAUAUUUAUAGUUGGAGGAGAUUAAUGAACAGUUGUCUGUUUUUCACAUGUCUGUGUGUGUGUGUGAUUGUGUGUAUGUGUGUGUGGGUGUUUGAGCGACUCUAUGGUCUUGUUACGGUUUUUAUUAAAUACUGCCACUAGCUCACGCUUUCAUAUUGGCAAUAAAUUAUUCA